AUGACUUCGAAAGGAAAAGAAAUUUAUAAUACGAUAAAACGUUCCCUUGGUUCCCAAUCAUUUGGCAUUGCUAGUUCAUCGAAUCAUUCGAACGGAGUUCGAUAUGCUGGAGGUACUUCAUCCAAAUGGAUACAUCCACCUGAUGUAUUAUUAAAUGGUCGUGUCGAAUAUUCGGUGAAAAUGCUUGGUUUUGCGGAAGUAUCAGAACCAAAAGGAACACAUGUCAUUCGGGAUGCUAUUCACGCUAUACGGUUUCAAUUGCAAGUAAGUCGAGGAGUUACGGGACAUUCGGGAGCAAAGCUUAAGAAAGUGGAUUUGCAAAUUAAUGUGGAUGGUUUAACAGUUAUCGAAACAAAGACAAAAAUGAUUUUAUUUAAAUAUCCCCUCCAUCGAAUUUCUUUUUGUGCUGAUGACAAGCAGGAUAAGAGGGUUUUUUCAUUUAUCGCCAAGGCCGAAUCCUUCUCUAGACAUGAUUGUUUCGUCUUUCUAAGUGAGAAAUUAGCGGAACAGAUAACUCUCACCGUCGGAGAAGCAUUUGAUCUUGCAUAUCAGAAAUUUCUGGAAAAAAAUGGUCGAGACUUAGAAAAUAAAAAACAGUUGAUUAUGCUAAGGAAGCGAAUAGCAGAGCUGGAACAGGAAAACAAUGAGCUUAAGGAGAAACUUUAUGCACAACAGAGUCAGAAGGAGGAUUCUGUGCCACCUCUACCAACAUCACCGAUGCCUCGCGAACCACCUCCGGGAAUUACAUCAAAUUUAAUGAAUGAUAUAAUACCGGCAAUUGUCCCACCACCAGUUAUCCCACGAAGACAUCAUACAAAUGCUGUGAAUACAAGUGAUCAUCCAAAUACUGUGAAUGCAAGUGAUUCUAUUACAAAUUUUCCACAGGUUGGAAGACGUUUAGAAAAUUUGCAAUUGGAUAAAAUGGAAGAUUUAUUCGAUGACGAAUUUGACCCACGGGCAGACGAAAGGAAAAAAACAGAAGUGCGAGAGAAAAAAGAAAAAGAUAAAUUUGGCCUUGAUCCUUUUGGGGAUGAUUUCAUGAACGAUGUCCUUAGUUUGGAACGAAAGCCGGUUUCCGAUGUUCUUUCUGCUUCAGAACACGAGCCAACACCGGAACAGUUCGAUGAGAUGUUAUCAAUAGUGGACAAACGAUUAACAGAGCUACGAGAUGGAUUUGCAUCAGGAAUUUUAGCAAUGGGUGAUACGGGUGAUGCAGCGCGCGAUCUGCACAACAUUUAUGGUGUGCCAAUUCAGUCUCCAGAAGCAAAUAUAGGUGAAAAGAAUCAAGCAGAAGCCACGCAAAAUGGCCACACUUAA
Molecule: messenger RNA, 1317 nt
Organism: Acanthocheilonema viteae
Lineage: Eukaryota; Metazoa; Nematoda; Chromadorea; Rhabditida; Onchocercidae
Source: the annotation of a GenBank genome assembly